AUGGCCUCGACAAAGGUGUUUUCACUCGAGGGGAAGGGGCUGAAGCUCGACACGGCAGCCGACCUGGAGCCACACAUUGCGGCGCUGCGGGAAAUGGACGACGUAGAGGAAGUGCGGCUGCUGGGCAACACGUUUGGCGUGGGCGCGUGCCAGCUGCUGGGUGAGGUGCUGUCGACGAAGAAGCUGCUGCGGUCGGCCAAUCUGGCGGACAUGUUCACGGGGCGGCUGUUGAGCGAGAUUCCAGACGCGCUGUCGUCGCUGCUGACGUCGAUCCUGAACCUGCCGAAGCUGACGACGAUCAACCUGAACGACAACGCGUUCGGACUCAACACACAGGCGCCGCUGGUGGCGUUUCUGGCAGCCCACGUGCCGCUGCAGCACCUGUACCUGAACAACAACGGGCUGGGACCACACGCGGGCAUCCUGGUGGCGGACGCGCUGAGCGAGCUGCACGCAAAGAAGGAGGCGGCGCGGAAAGCGGGCACGGCGACGGAGGUGCCGGAUCUCGAGACGGUGAUCUGCGGGCGCAACCGGCUGGAGAACGGCAGCAUGACGGCGUGGGCACGGACCUUCCGGCUGCACAACCACGUCAAGGAGAUCAAGAUGGUGCAGAACGGGAUCCGGCAGGAGGGCAUCAGCCACCUGCUGAGCGAGGGCCUGCAGGACGCGACCGGGCUGCGCGUGCUAGACCUGCAGGACAACACGUUCACGCUGGCGGGCGCGCGGGCGCUGGCCGGUGUGGUGCCGCGCUGGACGGCCAUCGAGGAGCUGGGCGUGGGUGACUCGCUGCUGAGCGCAAAGGGCGGCGUGCUCUUGGCCGAGGCGCUGGCCCAGGGCCAGAACAAGAAGCUGCAGGUGCUGCGACUGCAGUACAACGACAUCACAGCGCCAGGGCUCAAGGCGCUGGCCCGGGCCGUCGACACGGCGCUGCCGCUGCUGCAAAAGCUCGAGGUCAACGGCAACAAGUUCUCCGAGGACGACGAGGCUGUCGUGGUGCUGCAGGAGCUGUUCGAGGCGCGCAAGGAGGCGCUGGCCGGCGACGUCGUCGACGAGGAUGCUUGGGGCCUUGACAGCCUGAGCGACCUCGAAGACGACUCGGACGAGGAAGACGAGGAGGGGGAAGAGUCGGACGACGAAAACGAGGACGAAAUCACCACGGAAGAGCGCGCGGAGAAGCUCAUCAAGGAGGCCGAGGAGGCACAGGAAGAACCGGUCAUCCAGGAAAAGGACAAGGAGGUCGACGACCUGGCCAAGGCGUUGGAGAAGACGGCCAUCUAG
Messenger RNA from Grosmannia clavigera kw1407, 1278 nucleotides. Its product is annotated as ran GTPase activating protein 1. The transcript has a single exon. Gene Ontology annotation, molecular function: small GTPase binding; GTPase activator activity. NCBI's taxonomy places the organism in Eukaryota, Fungi, Ascomycota, Sordariomycetes, Ophiostomatales, Ophiostomataceae. Gene Ontology annotation, biological process: activation of GTPase activity; nucleocytoplasmic transport. The coding region runs from base 1 to 1278 and encodes 425 amino acids. The record is from RefSeq and is a predicted model, not a curated record. Gene Ontology annotation, cellular component: cytosol; perinuclear region of cytoplasm; nucleus.